Messenger RNA from Trichoplax adhaerens, 957 nucleotides. RefSeq lists its product as uncharacterized. Lineage: Eukaryota; Metazoa; Placozoa; Uniplacotomia; Trichoplacea; Trichoplacidae. The record is from RefSeq and is a predicted model, not a curated record. Gene Ontology annotation, cellular component: endoplasmic reticulum. The transcript has 3 exons. Gene Ontology annotation, molecular function: oxidoreductase activity. Bases 1 to 957 code for a protein of 318 amino acids.
AUGAACGUUGUUAGCAGACUUUUGAACGAGAUGGGUUUGAUCCUAAUUUUGGGCUAUGUGGCUGCUGCCAUUCUAGGAUUAGAGGCUCUUUAUGCAGUUGUACGCUUUUUACGUCUCUUUGUUCUUCCCAAAGCUGGCUUUCGAUAUAAUUUAAGCAAAUUAGGUCAAUGGGCCAUUGUAACGGGCUCAACAGAUGGUAUUGGUAAAGGUUAUGCCAAAGCGUUAGCGCGUCGUGGCUUAAACGUCUACCUAAUCAGUAGAAAUUACAGUAAAUUGCAAGAUGUUGAGAAAGAAAUUAAAGCAAUCAAUGACAAGAUUGAUGUUAAAAUCCUUGCUAUCGAUUUUUCAAAGCUAUCCGAUAUCUAUUCACAAAUUGAAUCAGAGAUUGCUAACUUGGAUAUUGGAGUUCUCGUUAAUAAUGUUGGUGUCAGUUGCGCCUAUCCUGAAUAUUACUUGGACAUAGACAAGCAAGUAACUCAAAAUAUUGUCAAUGUUAAUAUAGUAUCCAUCAAUGAAAUGACGCGAGUCGUUCUACCUAAAAUGGUGGCCAAAAAGAAGGGUGCAAUUAUUAAUAUUGCAUCGAUAUCUGCCGAAACGCCGACUCCUUUAUUGGCUGUCUAUGCUGCAAGUAAAUCUUAUGUCGACUCGGUAACCCUCGCAUUUCAAAAGGAGUAUCAAAGUAAAGGGAUCAUUAUCCAAUCUGUACUGCCUGCCUUUGUUUGCUCUAAUAUGAGCAAAAUAAGACGGUCGUCUCUUUUUGCUCCUUCUGCUGAUACUUUCGCCACUAGCGCACUCAAUACUGUAGGAAUUGCAAAUAGAACUCAUGGAUAUUGGCCUCAUGAAUUACAAGCAUGUAUUACCAAUUUAUUACCGAGAUCCGCAAAGAUUUCAUUGUACUUUAGUCAAUUAUCUGGCUUGCGGGUAAAAGCUUUAAAAUACCUUACCAAGCAGAAAUAA